This is a messenger RNA of Perkinsus marinus ATCC 50983, 314 nucleotides long. RefSeq lists its product as hypothetical. The transcript is spliced from 2 exons. Lineage: Eukaryota; Perkinsozoa; Perkinsida; Perkinsidae. The record is from RefSeq and is a predicted model, not a curated record. The annotation marks the transcript as partial.
AUGGUUGAUAGUGUCGCUGUUUUUGCCACUCCACGUGACACGGAUGAGUCCAUAGAAAACUUCAAUACGGGCCGUUUCGCCGAGGAUAUGAUCAAAGAUGUCGUCGAAGCUGGUGUAGAUCGCAAUAAGCAGAUUUUAUUCAUAACACCAAUCGCUUGGGGAACCUCCUCUAUGCAGGCAUCAACAUACUCGAAUCUAAUCUGCGACUAUGGUGUGGACCCCAGGGGCAACGGAUCAUUCAUCUUUCCGGAUGGGAGCGGCUACUAUUUCUUUUCACAAACUCGUGCAAUCGAGGACGGCGACCUGGCCAAGAA